AUGGAGAUUGAGUUUAUCGAGCAUGGAAGCAAAUCUGUAGAAGCAAGUACUUCUACCUCAUCGAAAAGGUAUGCGACAGAGCAACAUACUGUUGUCGGGAUGAAGGAUGACUUCAACACCAUACUAGAUCGUCUCACUACCAAAACAGAUCAGCUAACUGUCAUACCAGUUGUUGGUAUGGGCGGUAUAGGUGAGACAACUCUUGCUAGAAAAGUUUAUGAUGAUUCAACAAUCCGUUAUAGAUUUGAUAAACAUGCAUGGGUAACUAUCUCUGAAGUUUAUAACAAGAGACAAAUGCUUCUUGAACCUGUCUCUUCAAUUAGCCAGGAUAGGACUGAUGAAAGUAAUCAAAAAAUAAGCAAUGAUCAACUAGCGGAGAUUGUGUAUAGAGGUGUGAUUGGUAGGAGAUUUUUAAUUGUCAUAGAUGAUCUUUGGAGUACUGAGGCUUGGGAUCAAAUACAAAGAAUAUUCCCAAAUGACAACAAUAGAAGUCGAAUCCUAUUAACUACUAGCCUUAGUUAUGUGGCUGAUUACGCAAGCCCUGAUUUUCCUCAUCAUAAUAUGUCUUUUCUAAGUUUUGAUGAGAGUUGGAUUCUAUUUACCGAAACACUUCUUAGAGAAGAUCUGACCCCUGACAAUUGGAAGAAAGUUCAGGAAAAUUUGAACUCAUUCUUUGGUACGGUAUCUGAACGGUGUCAAUCAAUUCUUUCAUUGAGCUACAGUUACUUGCCCCAACAUUUGAAGGCUUGUUUUCUCUAUGUUGGAGGUUUUCCUGAAGAUAUGGAGAUUGGUGUUUCAAAGUUGAUUAAACUAUGGAUUGCUGAGCUAUUUGUAAGGGCAAGAAGCAAUAAAAGGUUAGAAAUGGCGGCAGAGGAGUAUCUAGAAGAGCUAAUUGACAGAAGUUGUUGUGAACAAGGCUAA
Molecule: messenger RNA, 921 nt
Organism: Nicotiana tabacum (common tobacco)
Lineage: Eukaryota; Viridiplantae; Streptophyta; Magnoliopsida; Solanales; Solanaceae
Source: RefSeq, a predicted model, not a curated record